UGUGCGCUCUCGGCUCGGCAGCAGGCGGGACGCGGCGGCCGCGCUGCUCUUGCUCCUUUGUGCUCGGACGGCGGCGGUGGCCUCUCGGGUCCUCCCUGAGACGUCUUCUCUGCUCGCCAGUCCGCGCUCUUCCGUGACGGACCAUGUCGGCGGUGGGAGCGGGCGCGGGUGUGGAAGCGGGCUUCUCCAGCGAGGAGCUGCUGUCGCUCCGCUUCCCGCUGCACCGCGCCUGCCGCGACGGGGACCUGGCCGCGCUCUGCUCGCUGCUGCAGCAGACGCCGCGCGCCCACCUGGCCGCCGAGGACUCCUUCUACGGCUGGACGCCGGUGCACUGGGCCGCGCACUUCGGCAAGUUGGAAUGCUUGAUACAGUUGGUGAGAGCAGGGGCUACCCUGGACGUCUCCACCACCCGUUACGCACAGACCCCAGCCCACGUUGCCGCUUUUGGGGGACACCCUCAGUGCCUCGUCUGGUUGAUCCAAGCAGGAGCCAGCAUUAACAAACCGGACUGUGAGGGCGAGACUCCUGUUCACAAGGCGGCUCGCUCUGGGAGCCUGGACUGCAUUAGUGCCCUGGUGGCUAACGGGGCUCAAGUCGACCUGAGAAAUGCCAGUGGCCUGACGGCAGCAGACAUUGCUCAAACCCAGGGUUUCCGAGAGUGCACCCAGUUUCUCUUGAACCUCCAGAAUUGCCAUCUGACUCGUUUCCAUCACAAUGGCACCUUAAACGGAGGCCAUCCGAGUAUAUUUCCUAAUCACGUUAGUGUGGGAACAAACCGCAAGAGAUGCUUGGAGGAUUCGGAACCCCUUGGAGUGAAGAGAGCCAGAACCGCAGCCCACAGUCUGGAUGAGUCCAUGCCGCUCGUGAGUGGUGAGGCGGAAGACGACCCCGACAAGAUGCACGUGGACAGAGAGCUCGUCACAGAUAUGAAAAACAGUAGCUCCGUAUCGAACACACUGACAAACGGCUGUGUCGCCAAUGGACACUCGGACUUCCCCUCCUCGGCGCAGCCCGGUGGGAUGGAGAGCAGGAGUGGUCAGUGCCCGGCAGGCCUUAACGGAGUCGGCGCUGGCCUGGCUCCAGGGCCGCCUUUCCCGAGCGGCCAGGGCUCCGCCGGCGUUAACGGGACUGAGGAGCCGGAAAGGAGCCCUCACGUCAGCCCGGAGACGUGCGGCUCUCUGCACCUCGACGGGAGCCCGAGCAGCUGCGUGGCCAGCAGGCCGUCCUGGGCGGAGGAGAGCCUGCGCUACGGACACUACCACGGCUUUGGGGACACGGCCGAGAGCGUCCCCGAGCUCAGCAGCGCGCUGGAGCACGCCGGCCCCGCGCCGGCGGAGCAGGGCCACCACGGCGCCGCGCACCUGCCCCACGGCUCCUAGGGCCGCGGGCCCCCGCCGCCGGGUUAGGGUUAGCCGUGCGGCGGCGCGUGCUUUCGCUUUCUGCAAGAGCGCGCUCCGUGCGGCAGGCCGCCUCAAGCCCCGGCGCGAGCGCAGGCAGGGCUUACCCAGCGCACGGCUGUCUCCGCGGGGCAGGGGGCCUCUUUCAGGACGCGCUUUCAGAACUUACGUUUUCUGCUGCCAAUCUCGAUAUUCUCUUCUGAAUACUGUCACCUUAAAUUGCCAUUUCCCCUUCUGUCGAAUUAAAUUUUAUCUGAUGAAGGAUUGGAGACAGUUGAGUGAGGUGCCUGGUAAACCCGCCCCUUGGCAGGUGGGCAUCACUUUGAAGAGCUUGCUGUUCCUCUUCCCUGUGGGAUUUUUGACAGAAGACAACUAUGCCCCAGGCAGGGCACAGCCUUACACGGAUUUCCUGCCGCGAUUUGUACGAGAAAAGAGCGUUUGUCUUUUUCAUGGAACCUUUGCUGCCUGCCACGUGGUGAAGAUCUUCCUGGUACACGCACACUGGCCUGAGGACGCCCACGGUGCCUCCUUGAACGGUGGCGCUCGCUGCCCUGUUUGCACCGGCGGCGCGUGCGGCCUGGGCCUGGCUGCCGACCCGCCGUGCUUUCACCCGGGUUUCCUACUCGGGCCUGAGGAUUUCUACCGCAGACAACGGUUUCCUCUGUAUGCAGUGGGAGUUAUUCUUUGUAGGGACUGCCAGGUCAACAUACCUAACUGACCCUUUCGACCUAUUCUUUCUCUUCUCCUUGCUUCUGUUUCUUGGGGGUUUCUGCUUUAAAAUAUAUACCACAAUGUGUAUCCUGUUAACAGAAUUUUGAAUCUCUCUUAAUAAAGCUGCGUUGUUUAUGGAUUUAUAGAAAUUAGCUUUUGUUUACGCAGCUAGUGGUCACACUGUGCGGCUGUUGUCGUGAAUUUUUACUUUUCUGAUUUUUGUGAUAAAAAAUUGGUGGAUAGAAGAUGCGUCAGAUGAACAAAACCAAUGUUCUCCGAGUGUUACUAACGUUUUGUUUUUAAGCUGUCCUUUACAGAUUGAAUAAAAAACUCUCACACGC
This is a messenger RNA of Capra hircus (goat), 2449 nucleotides long. RefSeq names its product ankyrin repeat domain 10 (gene ANKRD10). The record is from RefSeq and is a predicted model, not a curated record. Gene Ontology annotation, molecular function: protein binding. The transcript has 6 exons. NCBI's taxonomy places the organism in Eukaryota, Metazoa, Chordata, Mammalia, Artiodactyla, Bovidae. The coding region runs from base 144 to 1379 and encodes 411 amino acids.